This is a messenger RNA of Neocloeon triangulifer, 1534 nucleotides long. RefSeq names its product RNA pseudouridylate synthase domain-containing protein 1-like. The transcript has 8 exons. Bases 128 to 961 code for a protein of 277 amino acids. Gene Ontology annotation, biological process: pseudouridine synthesis. The record is from RefSeq and is a predicted model, not a curated record. Gene Ontology annotation, molecular function: pseudouridine synthase activity; RNA binding. Lineage: Eukaryota; Metazoa; Arthropoda; Insecta; Ephemeroptera; Baetidae.
UCUGUUCCGCUGUAAACAAAAAGCUUUUGUGUCUUGAUAAAUAAUAAUCCUUAAAAAUGAUUUUUAUCUAUUUAAAUUAAGUCUUAAUUAACUGACUCUAGCAGAGCUUAAGCUCUCUUUUGAAUCAAUGGUGAUGUUUUUAUUGAGCCACACCAUUUUAUUUAUUUUUAAAAGUAUUAAAAAGCUUAUUUUUCCGAGAAUAAAUCUAGGCGAUUUUCAAAUAUUAUAUUUGAGCAAUAAUUACCUGGUUGCAUACAAACCCUACGAUCUUUUAAUGAAUUCUGACAAUCCAACGGUGGAGACCCUGCAAACCUUAUUAUCAAAUAAAUGUCCAGCUUUGGCAAAUCCACGUCUGGGACAUCAGUUCCACUUCAUUCACCGCCUGGACUUCAUCACCAGUGGUGUUGUCUGUGUCGCCUUAACCAAGAAGGCGGCAAAAGAGGCUGGCAAUCAUUUCAGCGAUCGAGAAGUCAAGAAGUUUUACGUUGCCUUAGUCAGGGGCUGGCCGAGUCAAAAUUUCAUUUGCAUCAAUGAACCAAUUGGUGAAGACAAAAACGAGCUAUUAACAUCAAAGAAAAUGUGCAUUGGAUCGGAUAAAAACUGCAUUAAAGCUAGAAACGCACAAACAAGAGUUCUGGUCCUAGAAACGGGCUUUUACCAAAACUACCCAGCUUCUAAGGUCUUGCUGAGUCCAUUGACAGGUCGACGACACCAACUACGAGUGCACCUUUCGUAUUUGGGCCACACAAUAAUUGGAGACUUUACAUACAGCAACAAAAAGGAUGUUGAACCACCAAGAACAUUUUUGCAUUCAUUGUGGAUUAGAAUUCCAAGUCAACUAGAGGAAAAUAAAAUUGUUGAUGUGAAAACUGAGGAUCCAUUUGAAAGAACGAGUCAAUGGAAACCUUUGAAAAAAAUUCACAGCAUCAACGACAGCAAUUCAUUCAAACUCCUGGAAUAAUCCUGUAUGAAACAGAAUGAACAAGGGCAAAACUGUGAGAGGCACCGCAUCCGAUGAGCUUGACGUUGCUCAAAAUGAGUUGAGGGGCAAAUUGGUCGUCCAAGUUUCCAUUGCCACAAUUUCCAUGCUCGUUCCAUCCUGAAGUCCACAAGUUUCCACUCUCUGCAAUUAUUGAAAGAUGCUACAAAAAAAUAUUGUUCCGUUCCUUCCAAUCCACGCCGUCUGUCGAAGGCCAGCAGCAACGAAGAGGACUUCUUCGGCUAGCAAAGAGGUCUACUGAUUUUGACCUCCGGAUCCACGGGAGCCCCGCACUGACCCCGAUUGUUUUGUCCGCAAGCCCAAACGCAGCCGUCAGAGUCAAGAAGCAAUGUAUGGCCUCCACCUCCACAAAUUUGACAAAUAUUGCUUAAAAUUUCAUCAGGAAGACCGUCCAAGCUGCACUGCUGAGGUGUGCUGCUCUCUUCAAAGACAGGCCAACCUUCAUGUGCAAGCUGCCCGUACUGGUUCGCGCCCUGCAUUUGUAAUUUAUGUGUGAUUUACACAAAUAAACUUCUACUCAAAGUUUUUCAAAUA